Molecule: messenger RNA, 1238 nt
Organism: Gymnodraco acuticeps
Lineage: Eukaryota; Metazoa; Chordata; Actinopteri; Perciformes; Bathydraconidae
Gene: oxld1
Product: oxidoreductase-like domain containing 1
Exons: 2
Coding region: 159-599 (146 amino acids)
Cellular component (GO): mitochondrion
Source: RefSeq, a predicted model, not a curated record
GUUCAUCCCAAUUUGAAGUGACGCAACUAGCUUGCCAGGCAGCUAAUGCUAUGGAUAACACACUCAGGAGGGAGCAAAUAUCAAUAUACCACAAAUACCACAGCUCAGAGAAAAUGAAGUAUACCCACAUGUAACCAAGCGUCGUAUUUUCUGCGACAAUGCUGUGUUUGCGUGUAAAUGCCGCGAGGUCAUUGGAGUCUUUGAGAAAGCUGUGCUUCCUCUCCCUGAUGCACAUGAGACAUCCGCCCUGUCAGUGCCCUGUGCAGCGGUGGAGGAUACAACACAGUGGUGCCGCUCGCUGCCUCUCUACCGGACCACCUGCUCCCCCCACACUGACUGACCCCUCCUCUGAGUGCACUGAAGCAAAGCCCAGCAACAGCACACCUGCCUGGACCCCUGACCAGGGCCCCCCGCCGGCCCCCGCCCACUGCUGCAUGAGCGGCUGCCAUAACUGUGUGUGGAUCGAACACGCCGAGCAGCUGCUGGCGUAUUACCACGACGGAGGAGACCUGGCACUCGCAGCCAUUGAGGAAAACGUCCUCGAUGAAAACCUUAAAACCUACCUGAAGAUGGAGAUAAGGCUCUUGAAAAAGACGUGAAGGAUAUAUUUGAUCACAGUGUCGACAUGAAUGUGAGACUCAUACAAAGAAUCUUGUAAACUUUACGCACACUCAUCAAAUCUACCGGGUUCAAAUGUGACAAGAAGCUGUGGGCUUCAGGAAUCCACCUGUCCUUCCCGACAACAAUCUGUGUGUCUCCUCCAAACACGCUUGCCUAUCUUUGGGGAGUUGUUUCCGAACCUGUUCGUUAUUUGAUCUUUUUUCUUUUCAGUGAGAACAAAGCAAUUAUUACUACUAGGAAUGCCACUAUUUAAAUCACAAUUGUUGCUUAAUGUUGUUUUAACAACGUAACUAACGAGCCAGGAAGGAUUGUGCUUGAAGUGGUGAGUUUUUGAAACUGUGUUAAAAGAUCAUCGUAAUGUUUCUGGCCUCAUUCAAAAAUGUAUUUGGUUUAAUAUUAACUUUUUUAAUUUGUAGUGAAUUGAUUCAUUGUUCCUUUCAUCAUAAAGCACAUAUGCACAUUAUGUAUUAUUAGUUUGAAGUUUGAACUGGAGUGUUUAAAUGAUAAUUGUAUGUGUAUAAUGAUCAUUUGCUUCAUUAUAUAUAAGAGUUUAUUUUGAUUUUGAAAUGUAUUUUUAAGAAUUGUUUGUUAAAUAAAUGUUUGUCUUUGUGAGCUGA